GAGCCCCACCCCUGGAACUUCCUCUUUCGGGGUUCUUCCUUUCUCUCUCAGCUCUCCGUCUCUCUUUCUCUCUCAGCCUCUGUCUUUCUCCCUGUCUCCCCCACUGUCAGCACCUCUUCUGUGUGGUGAGUGGACCGCUCACCCCACUAGGUGAAGAUGUCGGCCCAGGAGAGCUGCCUCAGCCUCAUCAAGUACUUCCUCUUCGUUUUCAACCUCUUCUUCUUCGUCCUGGGCAGCCUGAUCUUCUGCUUCGGCAUCUGGAUCCUCAUCGACAAGACCAGCUUCGUGUCCUUUGUGGGCUUGGCCUUCGUGCCUCUGCAGAUCUGGUCCAAAGUCCUGGCCAUCUCGGGAAUCUUCACCAUGGGCAUCGCCCUCCUGGGUUGUGUGGGGGCCCUCAAGGAGCUCCGCUGCCUCCUGGGCCUGUAUUUUGGGAUGCUGCUGCUCCUGUUUGCCACGCAGAUCACCCUGGGAAUCCUCAUCUCCACUCAGCAGGCCCAGCUGAAGCGAAGCUUGCAGGACGUCGUAGAGAAAACCAUCCAAAAGUACGGCACCAACCCCGAGGAGACCGCGGCCGAGGAGAGCUGGGACUACGUGCAGUUCCAGCUGCGCUGCUGCGGCUGGCACUCCUCGCAAGACUGGCUCCAGGUCCUCAUCCUGAGAGGUAACGGGUCGGAGGUGCACCGCGUGCCCUGCUCCUGCUACAACUUGUCGGCGACCAACGACUCCACAAUCCUAGAUAAGGUGAUCUUGCCCCAGGUCGGCAGGCUUGGACAGCUGGCGCGGUCCACACACAGUACAGACAUCUGCGCGGUCUCUGCAAAGAGCCACAUCUACCGCGAGGGCUGCGGGCAGAGCCUCCAGAAGUGGCUGCACAACAACCUGAUUUCCAUAAUGGGCAUUUGCCUGGGCGUCGGCCUACUCGAGCUCGGAUUCAUGACGCUCUCGAUAUUCCUGUGCAGAAACCUGGACCACGUCUACAACCGGCUCGCUCGAUACCGCUAGGCCCCGCCCUCCCCAAAGUCCCGCCCCGCCCCCGUCACGUGCGCUGGGCACUUCCCUGCUGCCUGUAAAUAUUUGUUUAAUCCCCAGUUCGCCUGGAGCCCUCCGCCUUCACAUUCCCCUGGGGACCCACGUGGCUGCCUGCCCCUGCUGCUGUCACCUCUCCCACGGGACCUGGGGCUUUCGUCCACAGCUUCCUGUCCCCAUCUGUCGGCCUACCACCACCCACAAGAUUAUUUUUCACCCAAACCUCAAAUAAAUCCCCUGCGUUUUUGGUAAAA
Molecule: messenger RNA, 1280 nt
Organism: Symphalangus syndactylus (siamang)
Lineage: Eukaryota; Metazoa; Chordata; Mammalia; Primates; Hylobatidae
Gene: CD37
Product: CD37 molecule
Cellular component (GO): plasma membrane
Source: RefSeq, a predicted model, not a curated record